AUCUCGCAUGAAACCUGAAAGCUAGUACCGGACCCAGCCCAUUCAAGAUGAGGCCUACGUCGCGGUGCGUGGCGCUGAUAGCGCUCAUCGUCGCCGCCAAUGCUCAGUCAGUUGAAGAACUGAAGGGCGAGUCAGUAGAAAGUGCCAGCACAUCCACUGGCAGUUCACAAGAAGAAGAACCCAAAGAGGCCUGGAUGCGGGCGCCAUCUGGCGGCGUCGCGGUCAGGAGCGGAGAAGAUGCCUUACUGACUUGCGUAGUACUGGGUGCUAAGGGCAAGCCAGUGCUGUGGAGGAGAGCGAGCGACCGCCAGUUAUUGACCGCUGGCGGGGUUAGAGUUACUAGGGAUGACAGAGUCCGCGUACUACACGAUGACUCUGAAGAGCCAUUACAAGGCCCGGGCAUCGCCAAAGGUGGUGACGUGUGGGCGCUAGUCAUCAAGUCGGUGAAGGCAUCCGACGCUGGCUUAUACAUGUGCGAGCUGAACACAGAGCCGCCGGUCAGAAGCUUCCACAGAUUAACAGUGAUAUCAAGAGGCCUAACUCCGCCGGAGAAUAACAACGUGACUGACAGUUACUCAGCCAACUUGCCAACACUGUCGCCGUUGGCUUUGGCACACAACUACACGGAUUGCUGCAUUGCUGCCAACGUGACGAAAGCGUGUCUGGGUUUCUGCAGCAUUCAGACCAUCUUGGAAGGCACUGGACAAGACCCGGAGACGUGCCAGCCUGAUUUCCCUUCUAUUGUUAAAUGCAUGGCCGACGGCCGCAACCACGUGCCGUGCUGCGUGCAAGAGCGCGUGCCCGACAUCUGCCAGGACGUGUGCCGCGGCGAGUUCACUCCGGUGACCGACAACAUUAAGACGCACUACAGCUGCGCAGCGUACAUGGAGAAGACGCUAGCGUGCAUUGUUGAGGGGAUUGAACUCCUCCCAAGCCCCCCAGAAGACGUUGAAGUGGAAACCCUCAACGAGAAACAACUGAACGUCUCCUGGAACCCACCAAUCGAGAAUACAGACACCGUGACAGAAUACAUCGUUAACGUCACCGCCCUUCGCUCCUUCGAUGCCCAUCUCAUCGAUCCCUCAGAGAGUUCGAUGAAGAAUACGAGUGUGAAAAUGAGUCAGCCUAUGACGCACAGGCUACCGGCCAAUAAGACGUUUUUGGUGCUGAAUGAUUUGCUGCCGUUCACCAUGUAUGAGAUUACGGUGACGUCGUAUAACGUGCAUGGAUCGAGUUUGCCUAGUUAUGCUAUAAGGUCACUAACCCUGACUCCCGGCAAGAUGAAGACCACCAAGGUGUCCCCCGCGCCCAAGCUGCCCGACGUCCGUGCUUGCUGCGUCAACGCCGGCGUCAACCAUUUCGGCUGUGUGGACAAGCUCUGCGACCCUACCAGGACUUUUGAGAUCGGGCUGCAGGUCACAGACCUGAUGAUCUGCGCUCCGUGGGCCGGGACCACGUUUGGGUGCCUCGUGAAUGGAAUGGAUCAUUCACCUUGCUGCCGGGCGAGGGGAUUGCCAGAAUCCUGUCUUCCACUCUGCAGUGGAAAUGUGACAAAUCUCGACUUCAAUCACUUCAAGUGCCUCCGGUACAUGUCCUCGUACACCAACUGCCUGCUCCGAGGCUACGGCGUGCUCCCCGGCCCUCCCACCCGCCUGCACCUCACCAACAUCGACACGGACUAUGCCGUCGUGCACUGGUCCCAGCCCGCGGCGCUGCCUGACACCGUGCAGUACUAUAAUCUGCAUUAUAAGGCGGUGGCGGCGGGGGAUGAUUAUAGGGUGCUCGAGAAGAUCCACUCACCGUUCAUCCUAGAGGACUUAGAAUCGAACUCCGACUACGAGAUCUACGUGGAAGCAGUGAAUGAACACGGUGUGGGAGAUGCGUCCCCGCGACUCAUAUUCAGGACUCAGAGUCAGGCUCUCGAAGAAGCAGAGGAACAGGCGACCUAUUACAACGUGACGGCGUGCUGCGAGCGUGUCGCCGUGGCCGGCGUAUGCAUGCCGCUCUGCUCCUACGACGCCAAGAUGUCCGACCUCAGGGCGCUGGCGCCGCUCUGUGCGCAGGAGUUCCAUAAACUACUGCGGUGUGGGGCUGGAGGUCGCAACCACGAAGCGUGCUGCGCGCGGCGAGGCGUGCCUGCCAACUGCCGCGGCGUCUGUGCCGGGGCUUAUACCGGAGGCAUCAACACCUGCGUGCCUUAUAUAGGCAACAUCGUGCAGUGCUUCGAAGAAGGUACCGGCCUCCUCCCCGGCCCCCCGCGCGAGGUCCACGCCAUCGUGUCAACAGCUGGCGACAAGGCAACAGGGUUCCUGGACUGGUCCGCGCCUGAAGACGGCGCCAACGCGACAUCCUAUGUCGUCCACUGGCAACGCGUUGGAAACAACUCGCAACCGUACUACUAUAACACGCUGCAGUUGGAUAAUCAAAUGAACACAACAGACAGCAUGGCCAACAUAGAAAACCUGGAAGUGAACGCGACGUACCACGUCUUCGUGGUGGCCGUCAACGAACACGGAACCUCCCUUCCCAGCAGUAUGCUUCUGAUCAACAUCACAUCUAACACACAGGAACAAAGUGUGUCCGGCAUCCCCUCGCCCCCGCACUCGCUAUCUGUGUCGUCACACUCGGCAACCUGGUUGACGCUCACGUGGCAACCACCACAGUUCUCGCAUCCCGACGAGAAGAUCUCCUACACACUGUACUACAAGUCGCCAACACAACUAGGCCAAGGCAACGUGACCAUGGUCAACACAACUGUGCCUGGUCACACCCUGGAGAAACUGACCCCGAACACACAAUACGUGUGCUGGGUUAAAGCUCACGCCGCCGCUGGGGAGUCUCUGCCUUCGGAGACGCUUGUGGCCUGGACUGAUCCUGCUUAUCCAGCGUAUGUCGAGCCCCCGACGGUGAACCCCGUGAAUCUGGUGGUGGAAGGCUCCAGCAUGACCAUCCUCUGCAUCGCCAUGGGGACACCUACGCCUACCAUCUCACUGUACAUUUCUGGUCACCUGAUCCGCCAAGUGGAGACUAGACACAUGGUGACAGUAAUACACAACGUCACCCGUGACAUGGACCAGAUCUCGUGCUAUGCCGAUAACGGCUACGGCACACCCAUGCAGGCUUCAAGGAAGAUCAAUAUUUCACACGUCCCAACAAUCCAAGCGUCUGGCAUCACAAUGGCCGCCGCCGGUGACUCCGUGAUCCUGGAAUGCCGGGUCGAGGCCCUGCCCAAGCCGACGAUUGCUUUUUGGAGAGACCCCAACGGACGGACACCGGUCAUCGAUGGUCCUAAUUAUACUAUACAGCUGCUGUCAGACCCUGAGGAACAAACAAAAUACACCAUGCGCCUUAUAAUAAAGAAGAUAUCGGACACGGACGAGGGGGACUACUUCUGUCACGCCGAGAAUGCGUUUGGAAAGACUCUGCGACCGGUCUCGGUGCGGUUGAGGCCCUCCACGCCACAUCAUAACGUAACAGAGUGCUGUACUCAGAUGAACGUAUCAUCGGCGUGUAUCGACGCGUGCAGCUUCCACCUGGACAUGGACAACAUUAUGGACCGGCCGGAGUGCAUGAACGACUUCGACAAGCUCAUGAAGUGCGCGGCCGACGGAUCAGAUCACCGCAGCUGCUGCGCUUCCUGGGGCGUCCCUCGCAACUGCCUGGAGCUAUGCCGCGGCGGCACAGUCGCACGCUCAUGCGCGCUGCAGCACGCGCGUCGCGCGCUGGCGUGCUUCCGCGACUCCGGCGCGCGGCUGCCUGGCCCGCCGAGGAGUUUGAAGGCGCACGCCGCGCCUACACCGCAUUCUGUACUCCUUAGCUGGGAGCCACCAGCGAAGAAUCCGCAAACAGUCUACCUGUACCGCGUGUUUUGGCGCGCGUACGGCGCCAAAGUGCCAGAGAAGUUAGACACGAGCGAGACUAGUGUCGUGCUCACAGGGCUGCAGGACGACGUUCGAUACGAAUGCGUCGUUAAAGCUGCGAAUGAGGCUGGCACCUCAUCGCUCAGCCAGUCCAUAAUGUUCACGACGGCCGGCCAGGAGACGGGCGCGGCGGCGGCGCCGGUGGCCGCGGGCGGCGCCGCCACCGCCGUCGGCGUGGCUGUCGCCUGCCUGCUUGUGGCGGCCAUAUUGGCUGCCGCUGCCUUGUAUUAUAGACAUAGAAAGAAUCUUAGACUAAAGGCCCAGGGUGGCGUUGCGUUUGAAAAUCCGAGUUACCUUAGGGAACCAGCGCCGAUUGCUGACACCACCAUUAUCAACUGCUCAGUACCAAAUGGGAACGCCAACGGCGGAAACGGCGUCGUCAACGGCAACGGGGUUUCCAUGAGUACGGCGUGGCGACAGGAAACGCUGCAGAAUCCCAGCACUGCCACACAGCGGGAGGUUGAUCCUACGCUGUAUGAGGAGCUGAAGUUAGGUCAAGACGGCGCAGGCUUCAAGCGGCUGAAGCCAUAGCCGGCGGCUCGCGGGGCAUCACCGCUGCGCUCCCCGCGGCUCUCCGCGCGGGUCGCGCCGCGGUACUAGCUCCGCGACCCGCACACAACCAGGACAUGUGUCCAGACAAAACUGUGUAACUAAAACCAGCGGUAUUACUAUAUACGGCGAAGGGCGUAAGCCAUUGAUGUAUCAGGACUGGUCUUGCGGGCAAUAAGAAUGGGGCCAGUACAGAGGUGUGACACGGCUACAACGCGAUUGGUUGAUGAGUUCGCUACACGCGAGCGAUUGGUCGCAACUAGUUGCGUUCGACUGCACGAUUGACUCGAAUUCGUGAGUGACACCGCUGUACUAGUACCUACCAUUUUAGAGCCCGUAAGGCCGAUCCUGAGAUAUAAGUCAAUGGCGUAAGCCUGGAUCUCAUGUACUUGAGGAAUUUGGACGAUGGCUCCCGUGGCAGUAGGUGUAGGCCAAGCACAGACAGUAUCUCGCCGCGAGAUAGACUACCCGUCAUUGUCUAACUGUAUUCAUUAAGGAGGGACGGAUAGUCUUAGUAAUACUGUCGCGCCAGUCAUGUGCUAACCCGGCAGGUCUAGAAGAUGCUGCACUGUCGGACGACGCGAAUUUUCUGUAUUAGGACGAUAACUUUUCAUUGCCCUAAUAAAAAUUUACGAAAUUUAGUAAGGAUCUUGGGAAUCUAUUCAGAACUAUUCCUCCCAAAUUUUAUGAUUAUUUGUCAACACAAUAAAAAGUUAUACUUAGGUACUAACGUCACAAGUUUGGCGUCGUUUUACAGUGUGCUGGAUUAAAUCCAGUCUCGGUUAAAGAAGGCCUUAGUCUUUAUUUCUUUAGUAUUUGACAUCUAUAUCCAAUGUUAUAUCAAUAGGAAAACAUCGUAGAGUGAGGCGCUCCGUAGUCCAAAAGUCAUCUUUGUAAUGUUUUUGUAAGAACGUUAUGCAGUCCGAAAGUCAUCCGUGUGGCUUUAUUAAAAGCCAAUGGCCUUUGGUAAAACUAACAAACGGUCUAAAAUUGUCAACGGACAUUUUUGAUUUAAAUUAAAACUAUGGGUGACGGAUUUGUAGUAUUGUCGUCUGGUUUGCCCACAUACAGUUAAAGCUGCAACCAUUUUAAACUUAGAAUUACAGUCGCCAUAAGAUAUAUCGGAGCGGCCAAGGUGGUCACAAAUAUCUGAACACGCCUCUAUUGUCAAGGCGUGCGUGUUCAGAUAUUUUUGAGCACCUUGGCCGCUCCGAUAUAUCUGAUGGCGACUGUACCUUUUGAUUCCACCAAAUAUUAAUAUUUAGAAGGUUGUGAAUCUGAGAGGAGCCAGCGAGCGAUCCAAAUAUAUAACGAUUUUAACCUCGUCAGACCCACCAUACAGUAUGUGUCUGACCAUGCGACUUUAAUUCCAGGGCUUAAUUUUACUCGCUAAACUAACUCGCUAAACUAAGCUACUUUUACUAUGUGACUAACCCUACAAUCGGGGAAAAUUUUUUGGCUUUUCCAUAGAAAACGUCGACAUCUGAUCAGCCAAAAUGUAUGAAAAAGAAAAAAAAAAUACGGGAUUCCGGGGUUGGUGCCAUAACAAAAGUAGCUCAGUUUAGCGAGUAGAAUCGAGCCCUGGAUUUAAAGCCCGAUGGUCAGUAACACCCUGUAUAAAGUUUUCAUUUUUUUUAAUUUGAACCUUAUUCUAUAAGUAAAUUAGAACGAAUUCCGUUUGUAUUAAACAUAUUAAGAACGGGUCACUCACGUAUUUUAAGUCGAAAAACGCUCGACAUGUUUCACUCUUAAUAAGCAAUGAAACAAAAGAAAUGGUACUUUAUUUGGUUCAUGAAAGGUUCAAAUUAGAUUGCAGGUAUAUGUGCAUUGUAAUGUACAUUCGCCAUCAGAUAUAUCGGAGCGGCCAAGGUGUUCACAAUAUCUGAACACGCACUCUAACGCCCUCACAAUAGAGGCGUGUUCAGAUCUUUGUGAGCGCCUUGGCCGCUCCGAUAUAUCUGAUGGCGACUGUACAUAUAGUCUCAAAAGGUUAAACAUAGAUUUUGAAUGAAUCUCAAUAACUAUAGGAGUAAUGGUGGAUCUAUAUAAUUGUAUAUAUCUUUACGUAUAUAGAGAGAGACGAAUUAUUAUGUACAGUAGUAAUAUUUUAAUACAAUAUGGAGUUGGAAAAAAACCCUAAAAUACGUUACCAAGACGGUGUAGAUAAUAAAAAAUAAUUUUAAUCUUAAGUCAUAUUUGUGGUACUUGAUGUGAUUAAAACCAAAAAGCAAGUAACUUCAAACAGACGAUUGUAAAUAUCCCUGAUAAUGCUGACUAAAAAAACUUUGAAUCUAUAAUUA
Molecule: messenger RNA, 6769 nt
Organism: Cydia fagiglandana
Lineage: Eukaryota; Metazoa; Arthropoda; Insecta; Lepidoptera; Tortricidae
Product: Ig-like and fibronectin type-III domain-containing protein 1
Exons: 28
Coding region: 48-4451 (1467 amino acids)
Biological process (GO): cell-cell adhesion
Molecular function (GO): protein binding
Source: RefSeq, a predicted model, not a curated record